Molecule: messenger RNA, 1408 nt
Organism: Helianthus annuus (common sunflower)
Lineage: Eukaryota; Viridiplantae; Streptophyta; Magnoliopsida; Asterales; Asteraceae
Product: WD-40 repeat-containing protein MSI3
Exons: 6
Coding region: 32-1234 (400 amino acids)
Biological process (GO): regulation of gene expression
Cellular component (GO): nucleus
Molecular function (GO): histone binding
Source: RefSeq, a predicted model, not a curated record
CGCGGGAAAACCAUCAAACCAGAAGCGCGAAAUGGCAACGGAGGAAGACAACGGCGGCGAAGACUACCAAGUGGAGGAGGAAUUCAGCGUCUGGAGGAAGAACACACCCUUCUUGUACGAUCUAGUCAUCUCUCACUCUCUCGAGUGGCCGUCACUCACCGUCCAAUGGCUCCCCUCACCGCCCUCGUUGUAUCCCGACGGCUCUUUCGCCCUUCACAAGAUGAUCCUUGGGACCCACACCUCCGAUGACUGCCCUAAUUUUCUCCUCGUUGCAGAAACCCACUUGCCGGUUAACCCUGCAUCGGCACUUGAAACCAAUUUGGAUAAUCCAAAAAUCCCUAAGGUAGAGGUUAUUCAGAAGAUACAUGUUGAUGGUGAGGUCAACCGUGCGAGGUGUAUGCCACAGAUUCCCUCAAUCAUUGCAGCAAAAACCAGCUCUUCUGAAAUUUAUGUGUUUGACACUACAAAGCAGCCUUUAGAUCAUGAAGGGGGUUCUUGUGAACCUGAUGUUAGAUUGAGGGGUCAUGACAAAGAAGGUUAUGGACUAUCGUGGAACCCUUUUAGAGAGGGUUAUCUCUUGAGUGGUUCUAAUGAUUGCAAAAUUUGCUUGUGGGAUGUGUCCAAAAUGCCUGACAAUAAAGUUCUCGAUGCAACACAUGUAUAUCAGGAUCAUACAAGUGUGGUUGAAGAUGUAUCAUGGCAUCUGAUGAAUGAUAGUCUGUUUGGAUCCGUUGGUGAUGAUUGCAAGCUAAUGAUUUGGGAUUUGCGCACAAAUAAACAUGAACAAGCUGUUGUAGUUCAUGAUAAAGAGGUUAAUUACUUAUCUUUUAAUCCGUUUAACGAGUGGGUCCUGGCUACUGCAUCUUCAGACACUACUGUUGGUCUGUUUGAUAUGCGGAAGCUGACUUCACCGUUGCAUGUUUUAAGUAGUCACGAGGAAGAGGUAUUCCAGGUGGAAUGGGACCCGAACCAUGAAACUGUGCUUGCGUCUUCUGCAGGUGACAGAAGGUUGAUGGUUUGGGAUCUAAAUAGGAUUGGAGAUGAACAACUGGAAGGAGAAGCGGAGGAUGGCCCGCCUGAGCUUCUGUUUUCUCAUGGUGGUCAUAAGGCAAAAAUAUCAGAUUUUUCUUGGAACAAGAAUGAACCGUGGGUCAUAUCUAGUGUGGCUGAAGACAACGCUUUACAGGUCUGGCAAAUGGCGGAAAGCAUUUAUCGCGAAGAUGAUGACAUUUGAACAUCUGCUUUCGUGAUCCUUUUAUGUGCUUAAAAGUCAUCUUUUAUCAAAUUUAGGUAAACCUGAGUAGUAGUUGUUGUAUCGAACAUGGCCUGUUUGGUCUUACAGAUGUUUGUGGGCAUUUGGCUUGCUUAUUGAUUCGUCAAAGUGGUUGAAUCUUGUUCUGUUUGUUUG